AUGCAGACAGGAAGGAAAGCGGCGGAGACCGUCAAAGAAACCGCGGCCGACGCUGCCGCUUCUGCCAAGGCUGGCAUGGAGAAGACUAAGGCCGCCAUCAAAGAGAAGGCUAAUUUAUUGCUUGUUAUAAAAGAAACUAAAAUUUCUUUAUUCUGCACGCAAGCGGAGAGGCUGAUGAGAAGUGACACUGCAGAAAAAGAAGCGGCCACCAUAGAGAAGAAGCAGAGGAUAGCGGAGGCGGAGCUCAACAAGGUGGAAGCGAAGGCAUACAACAAGGCAGUCCGGUCGCUGGCAGAGGCCGGUGGUCCUCACCCCGGUUACAAGACGUGGGGAAGUACUGAGAGUUACACAACAACAGCAAAAGCAACUGAUCCACUAAGUGACACUACCACAGCCACCACACACUACACUACCGCCGCGACGGAUCCCGUUUACCCAACGGAGCACCAACAACUGCCACAGAUCCCCACUAUCCACCUGGACCUACCGAUGGGACUUCCCGCUGAAGUAGGCACCUAG
This is a messenger RNA of Mangifera indica (mango), 519 nucleotides long. Its product is annotated as protein LE25-like. The record is from RefSeq and is a predicted model, not a curated record. NCBI's taxonomy places the organism in Eukaryota, Viridiplantae, Streptophyta, Magnoliopsida, Sapindales, Anacardiaceae. Gene Ontology annotation, biological process: embryo development ending in seed dormancy. Bases 1 to 519 code for a protein of 172 amino acids. The transcript has 2 exons.